AUGAUUAAAGUAGUAGAAGACCAGAAUCAGAAUUACCACCAGUUCCCACAGCAGCACCACCAGCAACAACUUCCUCCUCCACUGUCAUCCAUACCACCUCCUCCACAACAACAAAGACUGUCUCCUAGCAUUUAUCAGCUACAGCAACAGAUUGAUCAAAUCCCAGCUUCGUCUCCAAUGCUGCCUCUCCAACACAACCAACAGUACCUCUUUUCGCAAGCACAGGCCCAAGUUUCAACUCCUAGAGGCUCUCCAAUAUCAUACUCGUCGAUUAAUGGCCCACAUCCUUACCAGGCUCAGCUACAAAAUUCGGCUUACCUAUACUACAAUAACCAGAGACUCGUUUCUCCCCCCUACUAUCCACAGCAAGCCAGCAAUUACCAAUUGAGUGAUGAAUAUUUCUAUCAAAGCCAAUUAUAUCAACAGAGGCUUAUGCAACAACAACAACAACAACAACAACAACAACAGCAGCAAUAUGUGGCUCAGGCAGCUCAGUAUCAGCAACAAUAUUACAUACAACAACCUAAUUACAUCCAGAAGAGGAAAUACAAGCUUUGGACCGAAGAAGAAGACCGGCUCUUAAUAGAUCUGAAGAAAAAUAAACUCUUCAGCUGGAAAGAGAUUGCGUUGAGGUUCACUGAUAGAACCUUGCAUGCAUGCCAGUUCAGAUGGAGGAAGAUAAGUCCCUACAUUACCGAGCAUGGCUCCAUUGAAAUCGAUAGGCAUAUUCUAGAAAAUGGAAGCGAGAAUGAAACAGAAAGUGACAAUGAUAACGACAAUAGCAACGAACUUAAUAACGAUACUACAUAUGCUGAAGGAGACGAAGGAGACGAGCACGAAGAAAAUAACGAUGAACUCCAAGACGAGGAAUCAUCUGAGGUCUAUGACGCAUCGUUCGGUACUUCUUCCAGCUCCAUCGAGGUCGAAUCCGAUAGACGCCAAUACAAGAUAAAAGAUAUUCUCAAUUAG
This is a messenger RNA of Pichia kudriavzevii, 969 nucleotides long. RefSeq lists its product as uncharacterized. Lineage: Eukaryota; Fungi; Ascomycota; Pichiomycetes; Pichiales; Pichiaceae. The record is from RefSeq and is a predicted model, not a curated record. The coding region runs from base 1 to 969 and encodes 322 amino acids. The transcript has a single exon.